Messenger RNA from Histoplasma mississippiense, 1428 nucleotides. RefSeq lists its product with no specific name. Gene Ontology annotation, biological process: transmembrane transport. Lineage: Eukaryota; Fungi; Ascomycota; Eurotiomycetes; Onygenales; Ajellomycetaceae. The record is from RefSeq and is a predicted model, not a curated record. The coding region runs from base 1 to 1428 and encodes 475 amino acids. The transcript has 2 exons. Gene Ontology annotation, cellular component: membrane. Gene Ontology annotation, molecular function: transmembrane transporter activity.
AUGGAGCUGGAAACCCUUCAAUUCCCCUCCCCGGCUGUGAGCACGAAAGGCAACGGCGUUACGCUGUCGAGAAACGAGCCCGCGGGUGCAGCUUCAUUCCCACAGAGCUUCCCCCGUAAUACGUUUGAAGACACAACGCCUUCAAUAACGACCAGCCCCUCGGAGCGUUGGAACUAUCCAAAACGCAACUGUUUUCGUUUCCUAGCGGCCAAUUACAGCUUUAUAGUAUUGGGAAUCAAUGAUGCAGCCUACGGUCUAGAAACUUAUUAUCACGUUACCUACACAGUCAUAUCGCUAGUAUUUUUAUCCCCUCUGGUAGGAUAUAUCACGUCGGCCAUAUUGAACAAUAUGUUACAUAUGCGCUUUGGGCAACGCGGCCCUGCUCUUUUGGGACCUGCCAGCCAUGUCAUUGCCUAUGUCAUUGUCUGCCUUCACCCUCCGUAUCCGGUCCUAAUCAUUGCCUUUAUUAUUGCUGGCUUCGCAAAUGGCCUGUCAGACGCCGCAUGGAACGCGUGGGUGGGCUCAAUGGCAAAUGCCAAUGAACUUCUAGGACUGUUACACGGCUCUUAUGGCCUAGGGGCAUUACUGGCACCGACAAUCGCUACAUCCCUCAUCACAAAAGCGGGCUGGCAGUGGUUUGAGUUCUAUUACCUUGUUACUGGAAGCGCCUUUUUGGAACUGGUUUUUCUCGGGGCCUCAUUCUGGAAUUCGACAGGGGCCCUGUACCGCGAGACACACCAGCGUAGCGAGGUAAGCCACAGCGCGAGGGCCAUUCCCUCCGAUGAAGAACGACCACAGGUCACGAGGAAAGAUAUUAUCGUCAGCAAGAUCUUCGGCAACAGCCGCACAGCUGAGGCUGUAAGGAACAAAAUAACUUGGAUCUGUGCAUUCUUCCUGAUCGCCUAUGUUGGGAUCGAGGUUGCCCUGGGUGGGUGGAUCGUCACGUUCAUGAUUCGCGUUCGCCAUGCAUCAAACUUUGCAUCCGGCAUGGCGUCGACUGGGCUCUGGGCCGGUAUCACUGUUGGGCGUGUGGUUCUCGGCUUCGUAACCCCUCGAUUAUUUAAGUCUGAAAAGCAUGCCGUGACUGUAUAUCUGGGAGCCUCUGUGGUCCUCGAGCUUCUCUUUUGGCUGAUUCCCCAAUUCAUCGUUUCUGCGUUGAUGGCUGCUUUCCUUGGGUUCUUUCUGGGGCCCCUGUUUCCAGCAGCCGUGAUCGCUGCGACGAAGUUGCUCCCGAAACAUCUACAUGUCAGUGCUAUCGGCUUCGCGGCCGCCAUUGGUGCAUCUGGGGCUACAAUCUUGCCCUUCGCGGUCGGUGCCAUCGCCCAAUUCAAGGGAGUGCAAGUCUUGCAACCGAUUGUGCUCGCAAUGCUUGUUGUUGACGGGGGAAUUUGGCUGUGCCUGCCCAGUCUUUCGAAGAAAAAACAAUGA